This is a messenger RNA of Ilex paraguariensis (yerba mate), 579 nucleotides long. The record is from the annotation of a GenBank genome assembly. Lineage: Eukaryota; Viridiplantae; Streptophyta; Magnoliopsida; Aquifoliales; Aquifoliaceae.
CACAGGCUGAGGCUCACAUGGAAAGAAAUCAAUAUGGGUUUGUUCUAAUCUUCUCUGUUGUCAUUGCCCUUGGCCUUGUCUCCUUCUCACUCUGUUUUGCUGCUGAAUUCAAAAGAUCAAAGAAGGGUGAUCUCAGGAUUGAUGGAAAGCUAUGUUAUUUGCCAGAAAGUGGUGCAUUCGUGCUUGGGAUUGCUGCUCUUAUCUGCCUCUUCAUAGCUCAAAUUCUUGGGAAUGUUUUAGUAUGCAGAAAUCUCUGUUCAGGAAGGCAGAGAAGUAGUUGCAAAGCUAAAAAACCUACAAGUUCCAGCACUUUUCUGGUUCUCUCAUGGAUCAGCUUUGGAAUUGCUCUUAUUUUAAUAGGUGCGGCCACAAGCAUGAACCAAAGGCAACCCUUUGGUGAAGGAUGGUUAGACAGAGAGUGCUACAUUGUUAAAGAUGGUGUAUAUAUUGGCUCAGCGGUACUGGUUCUAAUCACGGUAAGUUCAUCACUGGUUUCUGCGAUCCUAACGAAAAUGAAGAGCCAACUUGAGAAGGGCCAGAAGGUGCAUGCCCAAGUUGAAUGAGAGAGAGAGAGAGAGA